AUGCCGCCGCGUAAGAGAGUUGUUCGCACUCAGGCCGCUAGUGCUCCUCGAGAGGGUGGAAAUGAGCAUGUGCCGCCACUAGUUCCACCGAUUGAUCAGGAUGCCCUUAGGCAGAUGGUGCAGGAUGCUGCCAGACAGGCCGCACAGGAGGCAGUUCAGCAAGCUGUCCAGGAGGCUGCUAGAGUAGCUGCACAGGAAGUGGUUAGGCAGAUGGCUGCAGCUCAGCAGGGUCAGCAGUUUCCACCAGUUCAGGCUCAGGGGCAUCAGCAGCCCCCUAUUCAGCUGGUUCCACCAGUUCAGGUUCAGGGACAGCAGCAACCCCCUAUCCAGCAUGUUCCAGGGAUUUUCCAGGUUCCACCACCAGCACCACGCGUUCUUCCAGGGCAAGUUCCUGAGGUUGUGCCACCCGUUCUUCCAGGGCAGGUUCCUGAGGUUGAUGAGACGCUUAUGCGGGAGGUUCUUAGAUGGUAUGCGAGUCGAUCUCCGCGGCAGGUGCAGUAUGGUUACUUACACCAGUUGGAGGAUUUGGUAGAGAAGGCUGUUGUGCAGGAGGCAUGUAUUGCAGAGGAGCAAAAAUACUCUAAGGCUCCACCCAAGACUGGAAGAACUACAGAACCACAGAAGAGGACAUGGGACCAGUCAAACAUCCAGUGCUACAAUUGUGGAAAGAUGGGGCAUUUGAGUAGGAAUUGUCGGAGUAAUCCAAUGGGUGCACGGGCAGGACCAGCAGCACCAGCAGCACAGACAGCACCAGUAGCACAGGGAGUGCAGGCAGCACCAGCUGCAGCAUACGCACCAGGAGCUUGCUUCACUUGUGGCCAGUUUGGCAAUAUCUCUAGGUUUUGCCCGACUAAAGGGCCUGGGGCCAAGCGUCAAGCCAUCACUCCGCGUGUUUAUGCUCUAGGAGAGGCCAAUGGAGCUGAGACGAUAGCCGGAUCGGUUUCUGUUGGAGGUAAGGGAGCUCACACUCUAUUCGACGCGGGAGCUUCUCACAGCUUCGUGAGUUCGCGUUUGGCUAAGUCUUGGCCUUUUCGAGGUGUCUUUGAGCCAAAGGCUAAGCAGAUUCGGACGGUCGGUACAGAGAAAUUGGGAACCACCGGCGUUCACCGAGAUGUACCAGUUCUACUGGGAGGAGCUGACUUCAUAGGAGACCUAGCAGAGAUGGAGAUGGAUUACUACGAUGUCAUACUUGGGAUGGAUUGGUUGUCACGGCAUCGAGUGGUGAUAGAUUGCAUGCGAGCGAAAGUUAAUAUUCCUAGAGGAGAUGGGAAGAUCACAUUCCAGUGUCUCCAGGUUUAA
Molecule: messenger RNA, 1299 nt
Organism: Brassica rapa (field mustard)
Lineage: Eukaryota; Viridiplantae; Streptophyta; Magnoliopsida; Brassicales; Brassicaceae
Molecular function (GO): zinc ion binding; nucleic acid binding
Source: RefSeq, a predicted model, not a curated record